This is a messenger RNA of Acipenser ruthenus (sterlet), 2578 nucleotides long. Its product is annotated as glutamate--cysteine ligase regulatory subunit-like. The transcript has 7 exons. Gene Ontology annotation, cellular component: glutamate-cysteine ligase complex. The coding region runs from base 178 to 999 and encodes 273 amino acids. Gene Ontology annotation, biological process: glutathione biosynthetic process. The record is from RefSeq and is a predicted model, not a curated record. Gene Ontology annotation, molecular function: enzyme regulator activity; glutamate-cysteine ligase catalytic subunit binding. Lineage: Eukaryota; Metazoa; Chordata; Actinopteri; Acipenseriformes; Acipenseridae.
AUAGAUUCCAUGCCAUAUUUUCUGCGAAUCAUUUUUGUGGGCGUGUUGUGCUGACCGAGGAAUACUCCUUGUAUAAACUCGCUUGACGGAGUUUGCUUACAGUCAAAACUGAAACAGCGUACUGUGUAAGUUAGAUAUAGUACUGGUAAACGUUAGACUGCUUAUUAAUCGAGACACAUGGAAAAACAAAACUCAUCUGCCAUACUGCUCCUUAAGCAGGCCACAACGCUUAACAUCCAUACCGGGAACCUGGUCAACUGGAGCCGCCUGAAGAAAAAAUGCCCUUCUUCGACCAGCGAGGAGCUACAGGGCUGCAUUGGACAAACCCUGAGUGAAUGGUGUACUAAGAUUGCCCCUACCCUGGAAAAGGAGGCUCCAAGCACACUGGAAUGCACAGUAACCCAGGCAACAGAGGCCAUCACUCCGGAGGAAAGGGAAGAAUUGAAAGUUUCUGUGAAGUUGUUUCUCAGUGGAUCGGACCCCUCGUCCAUCAGAACUGCAGUAGAUCUGGCUUGUUCAACACUCGGACUGUCUCAGCUGGACUCUGUGAUGAUCGCGCCCCCUCCUCUACCAGAGGGAGUCAGCCUGACCCUGGAACACCUGCAGCCUCAUUGGGAGGAGCUGGAGAACCUACUUCAGAGCCACAAGAUAGCAGCCAUCGGCACUUCUGAUUUAGACAAGCCGCUACUGGAGCAGCUGUACAAGUGGGCACAGGUAAAGCCCAGCAGUAACCAGGUGAAUCUGGCUUCCUGCUGUGUGAUGCCACCAGACCUCACUGCCUUUGCCAAGGAGUAUGAUAUACAGUUGCUGACCCACAAUGACUCCAAAGAUCUCCUCACUGAGACGAGCUUCCAGGAGUCUGUCAGCGAGGGUGUUAAGGAUGCCGUGGUAGCGGAUUGGUCACUGGAGUGGGUUCUUCGCUACUCUAUCAUUGUCAAAAGCCGAGGCAUUAUCAAAUCCAAGGGCUAUCUUGUUCAAGCUAAAAGAAUUGGCUCUUAAUGUAGUGUAUAUGGCGACAGUAGCAAUGCAGCUGAAUAAAGUGACUCAAGCGCACUUUUUUACAAAAGAUCUUGUGCAUGAAACUAAGUUGCAUAGAAAGGCGCGUGCAAAGCGGUAUCCCCUUUUCACACAGAUUACCAUCGCUGGUUAGGAAACUUGUACUGUUAAUGGCUGACUGAAGCAGACCUUGCCUAGUAGUUUUCAGUCUAACACGGUCUUUCUAGUUAGACCGGGUAGUUAAAUACUGGGGGUAGUUAUAUACUGCUUUUAAGCACUGGACAAAAUGGGGACCCAGAGUUUGCACUUGCACUGUUGGAAAGGAGGUGAACACCAGCAUUGCUGAAAGACAUUUUAUUUUCUGAAUGCAACAGCAGAUAGUUUUAACAUUGACGCAGGAAAUGAAAGAACAUUUGUGAAAUCCAUUGUCUUCUCUCGGAUCAUGUAAAUGUGGUUAAAAUAAACACUGUGCAACUGAUUUGAAUGUAGGAAGCACUGCAGCAUUAAGACAAUAUGGUAAAACAAAACACGGGUGAGUGAGUUUUAACCAGAAUAUAUAUAGCAUUAGAUCAUCCUCUACCAGUAAAAAUGACUGCAGAAUGUAUCUUGUCUGGUUGGCUGUAGAUAUUGGCAAGUACCAGCAGGAAAAGGGGAUACUGACUAUUGCAUUCAAGUGUUUUUUUUUUUUUUUAUGUAUAUAAAGAAGAUAAAAUGCCUUUUUAUUUAUUCCUGACAGUUUCAAGCCACUGGGGACAAGAUCGUGUUUACAGAAGUAAUGUUUUGAAUAUGUUUCUAGCACUAUGCUGAAUUCCUACAUACAUAUUGUUUGGACUAAUAUAAUAAACAUGCUUUAUUGUACUGUAAUAAAAACAGAUGUAUAACAUAAUUCAUUCAUGACACACUGUAACUAAAGAUGGUCCAGUUUUCUUGAUUGCAAAUGAUUGCAAACAUCAGAACAGGGACAGUAUAAUAAACAUGAAAUGAAUUUUGAAGCUACAUACAGUACUCCCCUUUUUCUGUAGAGUUUUCUGUUUUGAGUUAUUUUUUCAUUUCUCUGUUGUAAACUAUUUGUGGUUAAAAUAAUUUGAGCUAUGUGUUGCUUAAUACUUUCAGUAAACUACGCCUGAUUGCCCUGCUGAAGUUUGCCUCUUGACCCUGUGUUACUGAUGGAUGAUUUACAGUUUAAAAACAAAAUGUACGGGGUUACCUGUAGAUUUUUAAACAGAAAUGUGGUUAGUUUGGGAGAAAAUACAUAGGAUACGUACUGUACAGCAAAAACAUUAACUAUUCUCCAGGGGUACAUCUGAAGGCAAUCUUUAGUAUACGAAUGCAACAUCUCCGAGAGAACUUUGAACAAGUGGACUGUGGUUUUUACACUCUAGUAGCUAUUCCAAUGACACUUUGCAUACUUCUAAUGAUAUUUUUAUUUAUAGCAAAGUUCUCUAUUAAAUUGUAUUUAAUAGUGACCAGCAAAGUGAUGAAGAAUAAGUUAAAUACUUUCUGCAGCAAUUUACAGAAUGUGCUUAGGUUUAUGUUUGUUUCCUGUUCAGUUGUGACAAUCUGAAUAAAUGUAUUGUUUUUA